ACUGCAGGGAUCAGAUUAGCUUAAAUCAGGCCGGGUACUAGAAAUAUCCAGACAUAAAGCUAACGCUCAAAGGCCGGAGCGUCGGUGCUGGGGCGAAAUAACGCAAGGAUGAGUGGUGUGGCGAAUUUUAAAAACUGCGGCUCUGUGCUGAUAACCGGAGCCAACCGUGGACUCGGGCUGCAGAUGGUCGAAAGUCUGGCGAGUGGAGGUUUCCCACCGGGCAAGAUCAUAGCCACGACCAGAAACAUCUCCGGUGCGCAGAAACUUCAGGAACUGGCCAGAAAAUACUGCAACGUCCACAUUGUAACCUUGGAUGUGGUGAAUCAGGAGAGCAUAGAGAAAUGUGCUGAGGAGGUGGGCCAGCUGGUCGAGCAGGAGGGUCUGAACUGCCUGAUAAACAACGCAGGGAUCAACGUCGUGGCCGACUUUCACUCCGUCACUGCAGAGAAGAUGAUGGAGAACUUCCACACCAACGCUGUGGCUCCUCUGAUGAUAACGAAGGCAUUCCUGCCGUUGUUGAAGCGGGCUGCAGGCAGAGGAGGGUCAGGAACAAUGGGAAUCCAGAGGGCGGCAGUUAUUAACAUGACAUCUCUGCUGGGGUCUGUGGAGCUCAACUGGGGCGAGAGGGCCAACAACUUCAAAUGGUACCCUUACAGAACAUCCAAGAGCGCCUUGAAUAUGGUCAGUCGCUGCAUGGCUGUAGACCUGGAGCCUGAUGGGAUCCUCUGCAUGGCGAUACAUCCCGGCUGGGUCCGCACCGACAUGGGAGGCUCUGAGGCUCCCCUGAGUCCUGAAGAGAGCGUCGCGUCCGUCUUGUCUGUGAUUGGUGGGCUGACUGAAAAGGACCACGGUUCAUUUCUGAACUUUACAGGAGAGCAGUUGCCAUGGUGACCUGUUGAUCAGCUCGUUAAUGAGCAGGAUCCUAACGACUCUUUUCGUCAGUGUGGAUUGAUCUUGACUUGGGAGAAAAAAAAUAAUGUGUUGUUGUUGUUUUUUCUGGGUGCUGAAAACAUCAUCAUUUCAGCAGUUUUAAUUGCAAUACCGGCUGUGAAGCUUUUUUUAUUUUAUUUUAUUUUGACAGAAUCUGGAUACAAGGUUUACUUCUUAGUCCAGCUUUAAUUCACAUGAUCUACUGCUCCUAAUACGAACAAGGGUAAUGUUAAUAAUAAGCUUUUAAAUGAGUUAUUUUGAGCAAUAAAAAGCUUAAAAUUUAUAAUCGCAUUUUAGUGAAGCACAGAGCUUGUGUGAUUUAGUUUUCCUCUAAAAAGUGUUCUCAUCUAUAGUUGUCUCAGGAGUUUAAUGCUGUUUUUUUUUUGUCAUUCUUGCUGCUGUCCUGGGGCUCAAUUUCUAACAUUUUUUUCUCACCUUACCUGAAUUGACAACACCGAAUUUGGGGUUUAUUGUCCUGACUUGCUGUGCAGGAUUAACUCAAAUUGUUUUUGGUGUUUUGAUGACCCACGUUCAAAACUAUUAAAUGAGGAACUGCAGCAACAGAGAACUUAAAUGCUUGUUUUUGGUGAGAUUGUUCAUUUAUUAAGGAUAUUUAUUUGAAAUGCUGUCUAUUAAAUACA
This is a messenger RNA of Fundulus heteroclitus (mummichog), 1571 nucleotides long. Its product is annotated as SDR family oxidoreductase. The record is from RefSeq and is a predicted model, not a curated record. The transcript has 6 exons. NCBI's taxonomy places the organism in Eukaryota, Metazoa, Chordata, Actinopteri, Cyprinodontiformes, Fundulidae. Bases 109 to 891 code for a protein of 260 amino acids.